AUGUCGACGACGACGACGAGUUCGAAGGCCAGCAUAAUUGCACGGACGACGAUUACGAUGGAAUACUCGUCCCUUAUGGGCGCAGGCCACUGUCCGCAGGGGAUGUAUAUCCUCCCGUCGAAAGAGGACUUGUUCGUGUGGGACGGAGUGUUCUUUGCACACGAAGGCAAGCUCUCUACCUGCUUCUAUUCAGACGCGAUCUUGAAGUUUCGAGUCACAUUUCCAGAGAACUAUCCCGAUCGUCCACCCACUGUCCGAUUUAUCACGGAUGUCUUUCACCCGCUGAUAUCCCAAGAAGGGGCGUUCAACCAUUCACAUAGGUUUAGGCCUUGGAGGCCAAAGGAGCACCACAUCUUUGACCUCCUCCAUUUCAUCAAAGCCUCCUUCAAGAAGUCUACUCUCGACAAACUCCGAGAAGAGGAAUGUGCCAAUAAAGAGGCGUUCCGGUACCACCAAUCUCCGCAAUCGUUCGCCUCACUAGCGACCCAAUCGGUACAGCUGUCACAGUCAGAAACCGCGCUCUUCGACCGUGAUCACCCCGGCCGAAUUAGAGGCGCGCCUCAUGCCAUCCAGUUCCAGAAACUGACCGCUGAGCAGUUCAGGGAGACCAAAGAGAAGGUGGGGUUGAGGACUGUCACUCGAAAGGAUGCCACUCCUAUAAAGGAAAUUUAA
This is a messenger RNA of Coprinopsis cinerea okayama7#130, 672 nucleotides long. RefSeq lists its product as hypothetical. NCBI's taxonomy places the organism in Eukaryota, Fungi, Basidiomycota, Agaricomycetes, Agaricales, Psathyrellaceae. The transcript has 4 exons. Bases 1 to 672 code for a protein of 223 amino acids. The record is from RefSeq and is a predicted model, not a curated record.